This is a messenger RNA of Phoenix dactylifera (date palm), 750 nucleotides long. RefSeq lists its product as uncharacterized. The record is from RefSeq and is a predicted model, not a curated record. Gene Ontology annotation, biological process: negative regulation of apoptotic process; protein stabilization. NCBI's taxonomy places the organism in Eukaryota, Viridiplantae, Streptophyta, Magnoliopsida, Arecales, Arecaceae.
CCUUCGCCGGCGAAAAGAAAGAAGAAAGGAAGAGACGAGCGAGCUCCGAAGGGAAAGGGAAUGGAGGGUGGCGACAAAGACGGGCCGCCGCCGCCGCCGCCGGCGGAGGCGGACUCGAAGGACUUACAGCAGCAGAGCAAAGCCCUCGACAAGCUCACCGAUCGCGUCGAAGACCGCCAGCUCGAUUCCACCCGUGUCCAAAGUGCCAUGGCAGCUCUUGCUUCUUCAAAAGAAGCUGAUUGGAAUGCGAUGAGACUGAGGGAGAAGGAACUGGCUGCUGUCAAGAUCAAUCCUACUGAUGUAGACAUCAUUGCGAAUGAGCUUGAGUUGGACAAAAAGGUGGCAGAGAGAACACUGAGGGUGCACAAAGGUGAUGCUGUUGCUGCCAUUCGCUCUUUACUGCAGUAGAAGUUUGCAUGGCACAUCCGUUUGGCUCCAUUUUUGCAAUCAUGCAGCAUUAUCUUAGGCAAACAGGUAGAGAUCCUGAUAUUUUUAAGCUAUACGGAAAAGAGAAGUAGUCUCCUCGCCAGCAUGUACUCUAAAUUUUACAUAAAACAUAACUGUCUUGUCCUGGUGCACUCAUUGAUUUCUGUCAAACAUCUACCUUCUGGUUCUGUUAGUUUCUAUAGCUGAAUUUGUUCCAAUGGAUUCCACAUGUAUUGGAGGCUUGAACUUAUUUUACUGGACAUUCUUGGACCUCGCACUGGAUGUUGCAAUUCUUGUCAUUUCAAUAAUAUGCCUAUUUGAGUA